AUGGAGGCCCUGCGGAGGGCCCACGAGGCCGCGCUCCGGCUGGUGCUGUGCGGACCCUGGGCCUCGGGCGCCGCCUCCCGCCCGAAGCCCCGCGCCUCGGAGGUGCUGACGCAGCACCUGCUGCAGCGGCGCCUGCCGCACUGGACCUCCUUCUGCGUGCCCUACAGCGCCGUCCACAACGACCAGUUCGGCCUCUCGCACUUCAACUGGCCGGUGCAGGGCGCCAACUACCACGUCCUGCGCACCGGCUGCUUCCCCUUCAUCAAGUACCACUGCUCCAAGGCCCCCUGGCAGGACCUGGCCGGGCAGGACCGUUUCUUCACUGCGCUCAAGGUCGUCAACCUCGGUAUUCCAACUUUAUUAUAUGGACUUGGCUCCUGGUUAUUUGCUAGAGUCACAGAGACUGUGCAUACCAGUUAUGGACCAAUAACAGUUUAUUUUCUAAAUAAAGAAGAUGAAGGUGCCAUGUAUUGAAAGUGUGCACUGGAGAAUAUAAAUGUCAAUGAAUUUUCUCUUGUGUGUAUACAGUGCAAUAUUUAUUUUUGAACCUUUAAAAUAAAACUUUUGCAAAUACUCUUUUCUUUCUAUAGUGUCUGGUUCGUUAAGAUGAAUAAUUGCCCUCAAGAGAGGAAGCUUUUCAUACAUUGUUACAUAUAUUUCAUACUCUAUGUUUAGCCAUUAGGAACUACAAAUAUAUGAAGCCUAAUGCAAAUUUUCCUGAGAACUAAGUUAAACUACAGAUAUAAGUGAUUAUAAUAAAGUAUAUACAUUAUAUAGUUUCUAUAGUUAUUACUUUAAAUGAACUCUUUGAAGAGAAAAUACAGUUAUCCACACAAAGAAGGAAGGGGGAAAAAUAACAUUGGGGAGAAAGUCAUUUUUAGGCUUUUUAAUGGAGAAAAUAUAUCAUGGGCAAAUCCAAAAUUGAUGAGAAUUGUAAUUGCAAUCUGAAAUCUAAAUUGUUUAGCUGCCAGGAUUUUAAAUGGUAAUAUUUUAAAACCCUUUUGCUAUUUACCUGGAUAAGAGGUUUGAUGUAAUGUGGAAACUUCUUAUUGCCUUAAGAAUCCAAUAUCAUAGUGUGUUUUUUAAAUGUAAUAACUGGUUAAUGUUAAAAAAAAAGGCAAGAUGAAUGAAAUUAAGACUUAUUAAAAGUUAAAAUAGCAUGCUGAUAAAGCUGUAAGAACAAUUAAGAUCCAGAAAGACCGAGAAAAAUGAAUGUAGUAACUGUUUAUAAAAGCAAUUAGCUGAAAUGGUCCUAUCCAUAGACUUAUUGGAGAAGGGAAGUGGGCUGAAAUUUUAAAGACCUGAUGGCAGUUUUGCUUUAGAAUUUUA
Messenger RNA from Talpa occidentalis (Iberian mole), 1329 nucleotides. It is a transcript of the gene CUNH15orf61, whose product is annotated as chromosome unknown C15orf61 homolog. The transcript has 2 exons. NCBI's taxonomy places the organism in Eukaryota, Metazoa, Chordata, Mammalia, Eulipotyphla, Talpidae. The record is from RefSeq and is a predicted model, not a curated record. The coding region runs from base 1 to 474 and encodes 157 amino acids.